Molecule: messenger RNA, 1418 nt
Organism: Mucor mucedo
Lineage: Eukaryota; Fungi; Mucoromycota; Mucoromycetes; Mucorales; Mucoraceae
Exons: 3
Coding region: 126-1205 (359 amino acids)
Source: RefSeq, a predicted model, not a curated record
UGACAACUAGUAGUAUUUGCUAGUUUAAAUUUCCCAAUAGUGUCUUGUUAUUAAAGGUGUUUCGAAAGCAACACUGUAUAGGGGAUGAUCUUGCUCAUGUGAGUAUUCAUUCGGUAGCGACUUUAAUGCAAGAUACUCUCUGGUGUUGUCAGGAACGUAUUGUACCUAAAAAGGUCUGGCGAGUGAUUAAUUAUGAAACUUGUACAUUGAAUGAUUUAUCAAGAUAUAUUUCUAAACGGUGUGAAAACUUGCUUGUGGAAAUACUUGAUUUUCUUGUUCAAGUGAUGCGACAUAAAUCCUCUAAUGAAAUGGAUGCUUAUCAUUUAGGUGAAGCUAUGGGAAAGGUAACAUUGGGACCAGCGGUAUGUGAUCCUAUUAUUGCUGAAAAGGCAGGUCAUUUCCUGACUCGUAUGAUUAUUGAGCAUUCCAAAACGAUCCAUGGAGAAAAGCAACUUUUAUUCAGGGUUGAUUCAGGUUUUGCUUGGCCUACUACCAUCUCUACCAAACCCAUGAACAAGUCAGAAGCUGCCCGGGCCAAAGCUAAAUCUUAUAAUCGACACAUUCAUCAUAUUCAUCAACGUAACUUUGAUCCACUUGAUAUGGCUGAUUCAGCUCUUUAUUCACUUUUGGAAGAUGAUUAUCCCAUAGAACCACCGAGUGAAGAAGAACCUUAUAUCAGUAUCUUUUCAAAGACAUUGCAUCCAUCUGACGCUCUUUUAUCACCCAUUCUUUACCGUCUGAUGACAGCAGCCUGUAGUCCAGUAGAACCUGUUCCAAAAGACCCGUUUGCUAAUUCUUACUUGUUUGAUAAGACACCCAUUGAUCAUCAAAUCCGGGUGGCGUUUGAUGAUUUUAUGCCCUUGAUUCAAUCCUCCCCCAGUAAUUAUAAUCAUGAAUUGAUGAGUGAUAAAUCUGCAAAUAACAGUAAAUCCCACAUGAAAUUGAUAAAUUCAUCUAUUUCACACAUGAAGUUGAUGAAUCUCCGGAAACACAAUAAACCUUCAACAACAGGAGGAGGAGGAGGAGAGGAGGAUACAGCACCUGUUUAUCAGGAUGAUAUAAAUAAUGAUGCAGAAUCACACAUGUAUUCUUCCGAAUAUAGUAGUAAUAGCAGUAGUAGCAAUAAGCCAUCCAAGGUCAAGAAUAUCAUGAAGCGAGUCAUCAAAAUUGGUACCAUUACCCCUACCAAAAAAACCAUCUACUAAAAAAUCACUUUUUUUUUUUCUUACUGCUCCCUAAUACGUUCUCCCCCCCCCCUUUUUUUUUUUUUUUCCUCUUUAACCCCAAAUAUAGUGCUUUUAGCAUAAAUAGUCGUACCUUUAAAAUUUAGUGGGCAGGAUAGAGCAGUGGACUCUUUAUAAAGAUGAGACAAAUUGUAUAUCUCUGAUUCACAAUAAUAACAAUAACAACAAUAAAAU